Molecule: messenger RNA, 1705 nt
Organism: Oncorhynchus gorbuscha (pink salmon)
Lineage: Eukaryota; Metazoa; Chordata; Actinopteri; Salmoniformes; Salmonidae
Gene: polr3glb
Product: RNA polymerase III subunit GL b
Exons: 8
Coding region: 410-1093 (227 amino acids)
Biological process (GO): transcription by RNA polymerase III
Cellular component (GO): RNA polymerase III complex
Source: RefSeq, a predicted model, not a curated record
GUCGCUGGAGUUCCGCAAACAACAUAGUGUUUGGUAAACAAUAACGUAGCCCGCGGAUUUGUAAACUAGCUAACGUUAACUUCGAUGUUUUAAUAUUUUUUAUAUUUAAAUAUUUGUAGCUCGCAAUGGCGCAGAAGGUGGGAGGUCGUGAAUAAGUUGAUAUGGUUAGUUAGUAAGCACGUUGUCUUGGUGACCGAUAUUUUGUCGUGAUAAAUCUGACAGCACAAGCUAACGUCGUUAUCUAGCUAACUAGAUAGUAACGUUAGGCGCUAGUCGUUUUCUAGCAAGUUCUUACUAGCUACAACUGUCAUAUAGCUACUGUGCAACCAAGUUAUCUGAGCAAUCAAGUUAGUAUCACUGAAAUCACUAGAAGAUUUACCUGUGAACCCCCCCGCUGUGUGCUCGCUCCAUGGCUGGCCUGGGCCGCGGCAGAGGUCGCGGCAAGGGGUACAUGAGCUUCAGUAUCGAGGCAGUCGGGAUUGGGAAAGGGGAGAACCUGCCGCCUUCAAUUCUCCAGCCUACACCUCUGUUCCCUCCCAUGGAACACAAGCCUGUCCCCUUGGUGAUGGGAGAGGAAGCAGAGUACAUGUUGGCACUGAAGCAGGAGUUCAGGGGAAACAUGAAGACCCUACCAUUUUAUGUCCGCCAAGCCGUCUCCAAGAAAGAUGUGGAGCGGUAUUCUGAUAAAUAUCAGAACAGUGAGCCGUCAGACAACACCAUUGAGUGGAAUCCAGACUGGAAAAGGCUACCAAAAGAGCUUCGAAUCCGUGUCAAGAAGCCCCUAAAAGAGAACACCUCUCUUAGUGUGGAUACACCAGUGGACCCCAAACCCAGCAAAAAGACCCGGGUGGACAAAGAGGAGAUCAUCCAUAAACUAGAGGUGGGAAUAACAUUGGAGAAAAAAGAGGAGGAAGUGACCUCAGAUGAAGAGGAAGGGGAGAAGAAGAAGCAGGAGGAAGAGCAGCAAGAUGGGGAGGAGGAGUAUGAUGAAGAAGAGUUUGAAGAGGAGACAGACUAUAUCAUGUCGUACUUUGACAAUGGAGAGGAGUUCGGAGGGGACAGUGAUGAGAACAUGGAUGAGGCCAUUUACUGAUACUUUGAAAAACAACAACAACAGAGCACUGUGCAUGCCUAGGACCCAAGAGUCCUGGGAAAAUAUAUGUGACACUCCAGAACUGAGAGAGACUCCAAAGCUGAAAGGAUGUGCUGUUGUUCUUUGGUCCAUCUUGUAUACAUGGCCUGAAAUGAUCUUAACUUGACACAUGAAUCUUCAAAAUAACCCAGGAUUCAGUCAGUUCCUGACUUAAAAAAAUAAUCUCAAAUUGAGAAGCAGGUUGCACAGUUCAAACCUGCAAUAGUUUUAAAUGGCUCUUAAGUGUGGUGGUGUUAUGGAGAGAGAAGUAUGUCAUUCUUCUUAAGCCGACAUCUUUUCUCCUGACACCAAUUAUAGUAUCAUUUCUUAGAGGGUUUUUAUCCAAUUUUAGAAAUGUUAAAGAACUUUGAAGAUAUAAAAUGUCUAAUACACCAAUUUUAAUGUUAUGCUGUUGUUUUAUGUAGUUUAUAUGUAGUUCUAAAAAGUUAUGUUUUGUAAAACUUUUAUAUUCAUGUAAUAUGUAAUAUCCAAUGUUCUCUGUUAGGUUUGUUAUGAAAGAGGAUUUUACUUCACUUGAAAUUCUGAAAGAAUAAAUGGCAGCUAAUUUGUAAA